AUGGAGAAAAAUCAUGUUAAAGUAGCAACAUACGGUUGGAAUGUGUCAACAGUUCCAACUACAGCAUCUACUUGUACCACACCCAACUGUCCAUCAUGUCCACCGGGCUAUCAAAUAUAUUAUGAACAUACGUAUCAAUGUCAGUACCGCUGCUUGUGCGAAAUAUCCAGAACACCAUCAACAACUAGUAAACCAAGUAUGUCUAAGAUGCUUCUACUGAGUAUCCUUCACAACAUACAGAACAACGCUGAUGCCCUGGAGCAGAUGGCCCGGGGGCUCAGUGACGAAGCUGACCUCGCCCAGGAUGCUGCUGCUUUGUCACAUAAAUAAACAUAAGCCAGCCUUUCAGGAUAGGAUACCCAUGGACAACAUUUGCUUGAAUUACUGCUAUGAAAACAAUAAAUUCAAUAUAACCCUAAUUACAGGAAAACUACCCUUCUUGAAAUUCAAAUUUGAUUAUAAGUUUAAUUCCAGCAUGAAAACAAAAACACUUCUUUGCUUGAAUUUUGGUUACAAGUUUAUUUCCAAUAUUAAACACUGCUCAGCUUACAGAUUUAUUUCUGAUAA
Mercenaria mercenaria is the source of this 567-nucleotide messenger RNA. RefSeq lists its product as uncharacterized. Bases 1 to 330 code for a protein of 109 amino acids. The record is from RefSeq and is a predicted model, not a curated record. The transcript is spliced from 5 exons. NCBI's taxonomy places the organism in Eukaryota, Metazoa, Mollusca, Bivalvia, Venerida, Veneridae.